This is a messenger RNA of Ceratotherium simum simum (southern white rhinoceros), 1553 nucleotides long. RefSeq names its product ribosomal RNA processing 9, U3 small nucleolar RNA binding protein (gene RRP9). The record is from RefSeq and is a predicted model, not a curated record. Gene Ontology annotation, molecular function: protein binding; U3 snoRNA binding. Lineage: Eukaryota; Metazoa; Chordata; Mammalia; Perissodactyla; Rhinocerotidae. Gene Ontology annotation, cellular component: small-subunit processome.
UUAGUCGCCACGUGGGUUCGCCGGCGGCCGCUGCAACACACACGGCGGGCGGCAUGUUGGCGACAGCGGCAGCACGAAAGCGGGGAAAGCCGGCCUCGGGGGCCGGGGCCAGUGCGGGGGCCGGCAAGCGGCGGCGAAAGGCCGACUCUACUGGAGACAGAGGCAAGUCCAAGGGUGGCAGCAAGAUGAAUGAGGAGAUCUCCAGCGACUCGGAGAGUGAGAGCCUAGCUCCCAGGAGGACUGAGGAGGAGGAGGAGGAGCUAGAGGAGACUGCACAGGAGAAGAAGCUGCGCUUGGCCAAGCUCUACCUUGAGCAGCUCAGGCAGCAAGAGGAGGAGAAAGCUGAAGCCCGUGAAUUUGAGGAGGACCAGGUGGCGGGACGCCUGAAGGAGGAUGUGCUCGAGCAGAGGGGCAGGCUGCAGAAGUCGGUGGCAAAGGAGAUCCAGGCCCCAGCAGCAGCCGACAUUCGAAUCUUACGGGGCCACCAGCUCUCCAUCACGUGUUUGGCUAUCACCCCUGAUGACUCGGCCAUCUUUUCCGCUGCCAAAGACUGCACCAUUAUUAAGUGGAGCAUGGAGAGUGGACGGAAGCUUCAUGUGAUCCCACGAGCCAAGAAGGGUGCUGAGGGGCAGCCCCCUGGCCAUAGCAGCCAUGUCCUUUGCAUGGCCAUCUCCUCCGACGGCAAGUACCUUGCCUCUGGCGACCGCAGCAAACUCAUUCUCAUUUGGGAUGCCCAGAGCUGCCGGCACCUGUACACCUUCACGGGACACCGGGAUGCCGUGUCGGGGCUGGCGUUCCGCAGAGGCACCCACCAGCUCUACAGCACGUCGCACGACCGCUCUGUGAAGGUUUGGAACGUGGCAGAGAACUCCUACGUGGAGACCCUUUUCGGACACCAGGACGCUGUGGCUGCACUGGAUGCCCUGAGCAGGGAGUGCUGUGUGACGGCCGGGGGCCGGGACGGGACUGUCCGAGUGUGGAAGAUCCCUGAGGAGUCCCAGCUUGUCUUCUAUGGCCACCAGGGCUCCAUUGACAGCAUCCAGCUCAUCAACGAGGAGCACAUGGUGUCGGGCGCAGACGAUGGCUCCGUGGCCUUGUGGGGCCUCUCCAAGAAGCGGCCACUUGCCCUGCAGCGUGAGGCCCAUGGACUGCGGGGGGAGCUGGGCUUGGAGCAGCCCUUCUGGGUGUCGUCAGUGGCAGCCUUGCUCAAUACAGACCUCGUGGCCACAGGCUCCCACAGCUCCUGUGUGCGGCUCUGGCAGUGUGGGGAGGGCUUCCGGCGGCUUGACCUUCUUUGCGACAUCCCCCUGGUGGGCUUUAUCAAUAGCCUCAAGUUCUCCAGCACUGGGGACUUCCUGGUGGCCGGGGUGGGGCAGGAGCACAGGCUUGGCCGAUGGUGGCGGAUCAAGGAGGCUCGGAACUCUGUCUGCAUCAUCCCACUCCGCAGGGCCCCCAGGCCCCCGGCCGCUGGCUCCUGACACUCUCGUCCCCUUUAUUUGAGUCCUUUCCAGGCCAGACCCGCCCUCUUUGUAUUAAAAGCCUCCUCUUUUGGG